Messenger RNA from Hypanus sabinus (Atlantic stingray), 2414 nucleotides. It is a transcript of the gene cep57l1, whose product is annotated as centrosomal protein 57, like 1. Gene Ontology annotation, molecular function: gamma-tubulin binding; microtubule binding; identical protein binding. Bases 519 to 1973 code for a protein of 484 amino acids. Gene Ontology annotation, cellular component: centrosome. The transcript has 11 exons. The record is from RefSeq and is a predicted model, not a curated record. NCBI's taxonomy places the organism in Eukaryota, Metazoa, Chordata, Chondrichthyes, Myliobatiformes, Dasyatidae.
CUUCAUGUUGGUCUGCUAACCGCCAUUAAACUUCACAAGAAGAAUUAAACCCUAGGAGCUUUUUGCCAGUUUGAGCCGGGAGGAGGGGAAAGUGGUUGCUAAGCGAUAGAAGGGAGCGGGGCGAGUUUGGCUUGCAAAAGGGUUUACACUGUGUUUUUUUUUGCCCCCCUUUCUUCCAAUACCCCGCUGUCCACGGUAGAAAUACCGAGUGCUGAUAAUGCACGCAGAAGUUCCGGUCACUGACCUACAUGAGCCGAUAGGCCAGGCCUCCAUCGAGGGCCUGGACGCUCCUGGCGCCGCGCCCUUGCGUCUCUACCAAUGCGGGGGAUGCAGGGAGGAGCCACGGCAGCUCGAGGGACAUUUGAAUCCACGACAGAGCGUCUUCUCUGCGUCCGUGGAAACCAAACACGGGGAGAGCAGCUUGGUUUGUCCGGGAUUUUUUAAAAUCCAUUUCAUUAUCUUUUUUUCCCUGGUGUCAAUUUCGUUUUUAUCAACAAAAGCAGAGCCAAUAAGAGGUCAUGGAAUUUCCAUUAAAACACAACUGUCAUGAUAGUUUCUGUGAACCUUCAAGCUUGAAGAAUGGUUUACCAAGUUCUAUUAAUGUUAAACAAAAGCUAGAAUCACAUAAUCCACUUGUUGGAUCAAAGAACCGUAAUGAAGCUGAGAACACAGCUGCCAACAGUAAAGCUAUCAUUUCUACUUUGAAAAAUCUUCAGAAAAAGAUUAGUUCUUUAGAGAUGGAGCGGGCAGAAGCUGAGCAAAAAAUGCAAAGUCUGCGAUUUGAAGCUGUUCGGUAUAAAAAUACCUUGGAGCAAGAAAAGAAGGAUGCCAACAAGAAGACUGGAGAACCUAAUGAACUUGCCGUUCAGCUGGGAGCUGUUGAAAGUCGCUGCUCACUGCUGGAGAAGCAAUUGGAAUAUAUGAGGACUAUGGUGGAGCAUGCAGAAACAGAGAAGAAUAUGUUAUUGGAAAAGCAGGCGUCACUGCAGAUGGAUAGGCACUGGGAUGACGCACAGCUGCAAUCAAAGCUUGAAAAACUAGAAAUCCUAGAACAGGAGUGUUUAAAAGUUACUGCAACACAAACCAGAGCAGAAAGUAAAAUAAAGGAACUACAGCAAAGAUUCCAAGAAGAAGAGCACCAGCGUAAGCUGAUCCAAGACAAGGCAGCUCAGCUUCAAACAGAACUUGAAAUAAACAGAAUACUUAUAGGAUCCUCUUCUGCAAAAAAGAAAACAAAAGUGAAGAGAAGAAAAGGCAUUGUGAAGAAUGAGAUGAAAAAGGAAAACUCUCAGUCUCCUCGUCUUUGGCCAGGACAAGUAGGAUUUCCAUUUGUUGCUGGCACAUCCAUUAGUUCCAGUCACUCAGUUGCAGCAAAUGUACAGAAUGUCCUCCAUCUGAUGAAGCAUUAUAACAAAAUGACUUCUGAUGGAAGACCAAAGUAUCCUGAUCAAAGAACAUUUCAGAAGACAAGAGAAGUGAUUUGUGACAAAGGCAGGGUGAAGAAUGAGGAUUUGAAGUUUGUAUCAUCCUCAUCAUUGACUGAGGGGCUCUCUGAAAUCCUUGUGGCAUUGCAGGAUGAGCUGGGUCAAAUGAGCUUCGAGCAUCAGGACUUGCUGAAGCAAAUACAAGAUACCAAGAAUAUAAAUGUUCGUGAAGAUCUGGAACGUGAACUGGACUGUCUAGUGAAACAGAUGGAGAAGAAAGGGGAACAGAUUUCUAAACUCAGAAAACACCAGGAUCAUGUUGAAAAACUGAAUCUGAAAGUGAAAAAGAUGAGGAAGCAGUUGGCUGAAACAAAGAAAGGAUCAAAACCUUUAAAUGAAAUAAAAGAAGUUGCCCCUAAAGCAACAGAAGAUUUAGCUAAGCAAACUACUGCUCUGGGGAAGAAAGGACAAGAAAGCCUUCAGUUGCUUAAAAAUGCACAAAGGCUGCAGAUGACCCUAAGGAAAAAUGACAUUGUAUGGGACCAGUGAUUACAUGAACUUGGAAGGCAAUGUCUGUAGAUUGUUGUAGAGUAGGUCUGUGAUUCGAUUUUUUUUUUAUAUAUAGAUAUAUAUAUAAGAAUUGAAAUAUUUCAGACCCUGGCAUAUGGUACUGAUUUGAUGUUUCGUGUUGCUUUUUUCAUUGUAAUCUACAAUCAAAAUGACUUACUCUGAGCAGUUACUGAUGCUAGAUUGCUGAAUGUUUUGUAUACGUGUUACUUGUUCAUCCAUACUAAUAAAAGCUCUUAAGAGUCGACUAUGUAUAUUUUUCUUUUGUUUGCUCAUAUACAGGAGUCCCCCAUUUUUCGAACGUUCGCUUUACAACACCUUGCUGUUACGAAAGACCUACAUUAGUUACCUGUUUUCGCUAAUAGAAGGUGUUUUCAUUGUUAUGAAAAAAGGCCGCACAUGCCGAGCAGCCGAGCUCCUCCC